CGCAAACCCGCCUUAAACCUCGACAAGUCGUCAUUAUUUCGAGCCCGCGCAUCGAGCGCCGAGUCAACGGCAUUGAUCGUACCACCAUCCCCCAUACGAUCCGCCGAAAAUGUUCUUCCUCCACAACCUCGAGCGGCGCGUCACGCUGCAUCCCUCGUACUUCGGGCGAAACAUGCACGAACUAGUUACAUCAAAACUGGUCAAGGAUGUCGAGGGAACAUGCGCUGGCGACUACUACAUCAUCGCCAUCAUGGAUACCUUCGAUGUAUCUGAGGGCCGCAUUCUCCCUGGGAGUGGCCUCGCCGAGUUCACCGUCGGUUAUCGCGCCGUGGUCUGGCGGCCAUUCAAGGGCGAGGUGAUUGAUGCGAUUACACAAACCGUAAAUCCUCACGGUUUUUUCGCCCAGGCCGGCCCUCUGCGGCUGUUCGUCUCAUCACAUUUGAUGCCUGAUGAGAUUCAAUACGACGCCAGCGCCACCCCCGCGCAAUUCACCAACAACGCCGAUAUCGUCAUCGAGCAGGGGACACACGUGCGUGUCAAGAUUAUCGGGUUGCGCACCGAGGUCGGUGAGAUGUGGGCCAUCGGCAGCAUCAACGGUGAUUUCCUUGGCUGCCUCCAGGCAUAACAUCCCGGAAGCAAGCCAUGGCGUGUCAAGUUUUGACGAAAAACACGAGACGGCAGAGCCGGUGGAGAAAAGACCGGGGCAGGUCGCAGUUCAACCCGGUCGGACUGCUCUCCCAAUGGCCCGACAACUACUCUGCGCUGAAGUCAUCAAAGGUGGCUCGCAGCAAGACCAUGAUGAAUGCGCCUAUGCUGCUAAGCGUUUACAGAGGAGGGGGCCGUCCAUCAUAUAUUCUUGGAAGGGA
Chaetomium fimeti is the source of this 866-nucleotide messenger RNA. Its product is annotated as RNA polymerase Rpb7. NCBI's taxonomy places the organism in Eukaryota, Fungi, Ascomycota, Sordariomycetes, Sordariales, Chaetomiaceae. Gene Ontology annotation, biological process: positive regulation of translational initiation; transcription initiation at RNA polymerase II promoter; DNA-templated transcription. The coding region runs from base 110 to 625 and encodes 171 amino acids. Gene Ontology annotation, molecular function: single-stranded DNA binding; translation initiation factor binding; single-stranded RNA binding. The transcript has 4 exons. Gene Ontology annotation, cellular component: P-body; RNA polymerase II, core complex. The record is from RefSeq and is a predicted model, not a curated record.